Molecule: messenger RNA, 897 nt
Organism: Lepidothrix coronata (blue-crowned manakin)
Lineage: Eukaryota; Metazoa; Chordata; Aves; Passeriformes; Pipridae
Product: hepatic lectin-like
Exons: 6
Coding region: 120-746 (208 amino acids)
Source: RefSeq, a predicted model, not a curated record
ACCACGGGAAUGAACAUUCCCAGAGUUAUCCCGAGCCUUUUUAUCCCGGGGAUCCCGGUCAGAAACCCCUUUUCCUCCCUCAUUCCCGAGGUUUUUCCCUUCUCCCAGAGCUCUCCGGGAUGGACGAGGAGCACCUUGACGACGACCUGCGAGUGGUCAAAGGCCGUUCCCUCCUCCCGCGCUGCCUCCGCUCCUUCCUGCCCGUGUACGUCCUGCUGGGCCUCUCCCUCCUGCUCAGCAUCUCCCUCUGCGCCCUCUCCCUCUCCAGAGUUUCAGCCGUUUCCUCCAAACUCCUCGAGGUGAAUCCGGAGCGGGGGCAGAACUUUUCCAACCGGGAUUCCCUCCUGUUUCCCUGCGGGCCGGAUUCCCGGGAAUGGGAAUAUUUCCACGGGAAGUGUUACUAUUUCUCGCUGGGCCGCGCCAGCUGGUUCCGGGCCAAGGCUCAGUGCGAGGAGCUGGGAUCGCACCUCGCCGUCAUCGACAGCUUCGCCGAGCAGAGCUUCAUCAUGUUCCGGACGCGGAACGAGCGUUUCUGGAUCGGCCUCACGGACCGGAAUUCCGAGGGGGAUUGGGAAUGGAUCGACGGCACCGACUACAAAACCACCUUCACGUUCUGGAAGGAGGGGGAGCCCAACAACAGCGGGAAUAACGAGGACUGUGCCCACGUCUGGAUCGCCGGGAAGUGGAACGACGUUUACUGCACCUACGAGUGUUACUUCGUGUGCGAGAAGCCCCUGCCCCGCUGAGGGCCGGCGGGAGCCGCCUCUCCCCCCCUAAUUUAUGGAAUCCCGCUUUUCCCGGGAUUCGGGACCCGGUCGGGUGUCCCCGCGCGAUAAAAGCGGGAAUUCGGGGGCUCCCCGCGGAGCUUCCGUGAAUAAAAGGAGGUUUUGUUCUGUU